ACGGCCACACGGACGAAAUCAAGGAGACGCAGCUCGAGGCGGUCUGCUCGGUCCCUCAGCGCGGAGACAGACGUCGCGUUCAGGCCUCCAGGACUCCCUCCGAACUUUGUGUUUGUCCAGGAGGUUUUACUGAUAAAGUUUGAGUUUGAAGCGUCUCCCACGGCUGUGAUGAUGGCGGCGGAUCAGACUGUGGCCGGAGUCCCCCCUUCACUGUCUGCCAGAGUGGUCGGGUCGUUCGCUUAUUUGACCAUCAGAGACAGGCUGCCGACCAUCCUGACUAAAGUUAUAGACACGAUACAUCGCAACAAAAACAAGUUCUUUGAAGAAUAUGGAGAGGAGGGCAUCCAGGCAGAGAAGCAAACGAUAUCUCUGCUGUCUAAGCUGAGGAAUGAGCUGCAGACGGAUAAGCCGGUGCUGGUUCUGACAGACGGCCUGCCGGACACAGAGUUCUGGAACCAGUACCUGCACAGACAGCAGAGACUGCAGGGAGACCAGGAGUCCGUCAGCUGGUUCAAGUCUCCCUGGCUUUAUGUGGAGUGCUACAUGUACCGCAGGAUCCAGGAGGCCCUCCUGCUCAAUCCACCCAUCAGUGACUUCGAUGUCUUUAACGAGGGAAAGACUCAGAGCUUCUUUGAGUCUCAGCAGGCUGUGAUGGCCUUAUGCACAUACCUGGAGGGUGUCAACAAGAACAUGGAGGAGCUCUCUAAAAAUCAGCUGUUUGAGCAUUUCAGCAGACUCCUACAGGUUUCUCUAUGGGGCAACAAGUGUGAUCUGUCUAUCUCUGCUGGACAAGAAAACUCCCAGAAGACCAGUCCAUUAGAUUCCCUCAGCGCCUUGCAGCCCUUCAUCUUGGUGGACGACUCUAACGUGGUGUGGUCGACGCUUACUGCUGCCCAGAGGUCGGGCCAGCCAGGAGGCACCGCUGCAGACAGAGUGGACAUUGUGCUGGACAAUGCUGGUUUUGAGUUAGUCACUGACUUGAUCUUUGCAGAUUUCCUGGUUUCCUCUGGCCUCGCACGUCAGAUCCAUUUUCACGGCAAACUCUUCCCGUGGUUCGUCUCUGAUGUCACAGCGAAUGAUUUUCAGUGGACCAUUCGGCAGACCAUGGCGGCCAAUCACAAGUGGAUGUCCAAGAGUGGCGUCCAGUGGCAGACCUACGUGAAGCAGGGCGUGUGGCGCUACCACGACCAUCCCUUCUGGACACAGCCCCAUGAGUUCUGCGACAUGGCGGCCGAUGCUCCCGACCUGUAUGCGGCGCUGCAGGGGGCAGACCUGGUGCUGUUCAAAGGGGAUCUCAACUACAGGAAGCUGACGGGGGACAGGGACUGGGACCACACAGCGGCCUUUAAGACUGCGCUGCGAGGCUUCGGGCCGGCACCACUGUGUAGCCUGAGGACUCUCAAGGCCAACGUCCAGGUCGGUCUGCAGCCGGGCCAAGGGGAGAAGCUCACCUCCCAAGAUCCAAACUGGAUGACCAGCGGCCAGUACGCUGUCAUUCAGUCGUACAACCCAAAGUCAGAAUAGUAAGACUGAGCUCAGGAUCGCACGGGGAGGACUUGGAUUUAGAAGAACGUUCAGCGAGGAGUUACCUUAAAGCCAUAAGACAAUUUACUUCUAAGUCUGUUCACGGUGUCUUUGCUCCUUGUCAUCUGUCAGCACUCGGUCAGGUGUGAUACAGAAAUGUUUAACAAUUGUUUCCACUACAGGUUUAUUCCAUCUCAUGUUUGAAAUGUUAGCACUUUGAGAGGAGAUGCUUCACCGUGAUUGAAACUCCACAACCACUGUUUAUGUUCAGAUUUAUCCUCUGGAGUAACAUAUCAAGUCUGGCUUCCUGUCGCAGACGCCCAAAACGCUGAGCAGCCACAGUUUAGUCCUGAUGUUUACAGAGUGAUGUAGAUGCCGUUAACACGCGCUGAGGUAAACGUGAAUAACAGUCGAGCUUAAUAAAUGCUAGAGCAGUAAAACAUUUGCAUGCAGGUGAGCGGAGUGAUGAUAAAUCUAGUUUAUAGGUAUUUUUGUUUCUAUUCAGCUCAGGUUGUUUUACUGUUGCACUCAUUGAUAUGCAUGCAUCACAUCGAGCAGGCAGCCACUGAAUCAAUAAAGCCGAUCAUGACAUCGUCUGAUGACUGUGUUCCUCAGUUUGCUGGAUGAUCCAUGUGUGUGUAGAUAAACGUGGGUGUCUGUGUGCACACUGUCAUGUCGUUUAAAACCUCGCUGUCACGUCCAACACUUCAGAGGUGAUGUUAACUGGACUCUGUGCUGCUGGAGGAAUUAAUUGUUUUUAUUUAAUAAAUGACUCUAACUUGUUCUUUC
This is a messenger RNA of Stegastes partitus (bicolor damselfish), 2313 nucleotides long. It is a transcript of the gene dcph1, whose product is annotated as acidic residue methyltransferase 1. Gene Ontology annotation, biological process: DNA damage response. Gene Ontology annotation, cellular component: nucleus. The transcript has 6 exons. Bases 169 to 1524 code for a protein of 451 amino acids. Lineage: Eukaryota; Metazoa; Chordata; Actinopteri; Pomacentridae. The record is from RefSeq and is a predicted model, not a curated record. Gene Ontology annotation, molecular function: phosphatase activity.